AUGCCUGCUAAGAUGGCACUGGCCAGUUCACUUUCUGGCAAGCCAGUGCCACCACGCUCCAAAAAAGUUUCUACGGCAGGAGUGGAAGUGCACCAGAGCAAGCUGGAUUUUUUCUGCAAGCUGGGCUAUGGUAAGCAAGACAUCUGCAAAGUGCUGGAGAACCUGGGCCAAGAGGCCCUGGAGGAUGAUGUGCUGAAAGAGCUUAUUCGGAUGGGGAGCAAACCUCAAGCUCUGGAGAGCCAAGCUCAACCUUCCCCGCUAAAACUUGUUGCCCGUGGAUCAUGUAGCACUUCACCAGGGUCGAAGUGGCUUGGAGAAGAUGACAGUGAUUCUACCGGUCACUUAAGACCCAUUGUGAUUGAUGGCAGCAAUGUUGCAAUGAGUCACGGAAACAAAGAGGUAUUCUCCUGCUGGGGAAUCCAGCUGGCAGUGGACUGGUUUCGAGAAAGGGGGCACACGUACAUCAAAGUUUUUGUCCCACUCUGGAGAAAGGAGCCCCCUCGACAGGACAGUCCAAUUGCAGACCAGCACAUUCUUGAAGAGCUUGAAAAGCAAUCAAUUCUUGUGUACACCCCAUCCCGAAAGGUGAAAGGCAAGAGGGUAGUUUGCUACGACGAUCGCUAUAUAGUGAAAGUUGCUUAUGAGAAAGACGGAGUCAUUGUUUCCAAUGACCAUUACCGGGACCUCCAGAAUGAAAACCCCGAGUGGAAAUGGUUUAUUGAGCAACGACUACUCAUGUAUUCUUUUGUCAGUAACAGGUUUAUGCCUCCUGAUGAUCCAUUAGGCCGGCAUGGACCCACUCUUAAUAACUUCCUCAGCAAAAAGCCAGUGCUUCCUGAACCAAAAUGGCAGCCGUGUCCCUAUGGUAAAAAAUGCACCUACGGCAAUAAAUGCAAAUUUUACCACCCGGAGAGACCACAUCAAGCUCAGCUCUCAGUUGCUGAUGAGCUCAGGGCCAAAAUAAAGGUUCCAUUAAGCCUGGGGAAAGAGAAGAAGUGCAACCGCUCGCCGUACAGGACCGGAGGAGAGCCUGCACUGCCUGACGCGGGCACAGAAACGCUGCGAGAAGCCAGCGGCUGGCCGCUCCUGGAGAAGAUGUCAGCGUUAUCCAUCGGUGAUGACACCUACAGCUACAAUCGGUCCAUACAUACCUCUCAGGACAGAGACGUGACGGACAGCCCUCAUUGCUGCAGUGACCUCAGGCACAACCCAUACUUGCUUCACCACCCCCACAGCCUGGACUGCACCUGCCUGCCGGGGUGCCCUUUCCAGCAAGCAGUGCUCCCUCCUGCGCGGGGCAGGAGGCUCCCAGACCACAGCUGGCCUCGGGAGUGCUGCGGCACGCACAGGAUGGGUCAGAGGAGCCGCUAUGUCCCUGAUGGUGCUCAGCACAAACAGACCCUGGAGACUCAGCACCACGUUUUGCCGCAGUCCGCAGCUCUUCCCCAUGACGCGCUUCACUUGUACAGGGAGCAUCAGCUGCAGCAGCAGCACUGUUUCCCCAGCUGGCCCCCACGGCAGCCCUUUCUGCCGGACUCCAGCAAUGGGCUGGGCUUCUUCCAGAAAGCCCAUACUUACUCCGAUGCCUCUUACAGUGACUACUGCCCCCCCCCAGCUGCAAGGCUACCCUCUGCCCAGCAAGCAAAACACAGGGAGCUGUGGUCCCUUUUCCCUUACGGCGAGGUGAACCGCAUCAUGGCUUUGUACCCCAGUAUCAAGGAUAUUGCUAGCUUGACUUUACUGAUUCAAAGACACAGAAGCCUCCAGAUCAAGCCUUUCCCAACAAGCACAAGCCCUGGGGCAAAAAGAUGCUACUCUGGGGCUUAA
This is a messenger RNA of Balearica regulorum gibbericeps (East African grey crowned-crane), 1827 nucleotides long. Lineage: Eukaryota; Metazoa; Chordata; Aves; Gruiformes; Gruidae. The record is from RefSeq and is a predicted model, not a curated record.